Molecule: messenger RNA, 392 nt
Organism: Eurytemora carolleeae
Lineage: Eukaryota; Metazoa; Arthropoda; Copepoda; Calanoida; Temoridae
Product: DNA-directed RNA polymerase II subunit RPB2
Exons: 4
Coding region: 79-372 (97 amino acids)
Biological process (GO): DNA-templated transcription
Cellular component (GO): RNA polymerase II, core complex
Molecular function (GO): DNA binding; ribonucleoside binding; DNA-directed RNA polymerase activity
Source: RefSeq, a predicted model, not a curated record
AUUCCACAAAUUGGAGACAAGUUCGCCUCCAGGCACGGACAGAAGGGAACAUGUGGUAUUCAAUACAGACAAGAAGAUAUGCUGUUCUCCUGUGAAGGACUAACCCCUGACAUCAUCAUUAACCCCCACGCUAUCCCCUCCAGAAUGACAAUCGGUCACUUGAUCGAAUGCCUCCAGGGCAAGGUUGGAUCUAACAAGGGAGAGAUAGGAGAUGCGACUCCCUUCAAUGAUGCUGUAAACGUACAGAAGAUUUCUAAACUGCUCUUAGAGUACGGAUAUCAGAGCAGAGGCAACGAGGUGAUGUACUCUGGACACACUGGAAGGAAACUCAAUACUCAAAUAUUUCUUGGUCCCACCUACUACCAAAGGUAAUUAAUAAAGAUAUUUUUUCU